UCGUCCUGAACCGGGCAAUUGCAUUAUUCACUCUCUUUCUUCUGCGAAAUUUCCUUUCCUUUCAAUUCCAUUUUCGUCCCUCAACACAACGACCCCUUCCCUUCAAUGCUCUCCACAAUUCAACACGUCGUGGUCCUUUCAACAUUCAUUCUCUGAUCAGGUUUCCGGUUAAUCGGCGAUCUGCCUCUGGUUUCUGGUCUCAUCGUUUCGGUUUCUUUAUGUGGGGUUUGGGGGCACAGAGACAGAGGGUAACAGCACAAUCACCAUCAAUUCACAAUGUCUAUGUCAGAUUCCGAUUCCUCAUCUUAUGCUUCCGAUUACAAAAACUUCAAACAAAUUAGCCGCGAGCGAUUAUUACAUGAAAUGCUCAGGUCUGCGAAAACUGGGGAUUCAAAAUCAACAUGGAAGGUAUUAAUAAUGGACAAACUUACUGUCAAGAUAAUGUCUCACUCUUGCAAGAUGGCUGAUAUCACUGAUGAAGGUGUUUCAUUGGUGGAAGACAUAUACAAACGAAGGCAGCCAUUGCCCACCAUGGAUGCUAUAUACUUCAUCCAGCCAACUAGAGAGAACAUCAUUAUGUUUUUGUCAGACAUGUCUGGGAGGACACCCUUAUACAGGAAGGCGUUUGUUUUCUUUAGUUCAUCUAUAUCCAGAGAAUUGGUGAUGGAGAUAAAGAAAGAUGCGUUGGUGUUGCCUCGCAUAGGUGCUUUAAGGGAGAUGAAUUUGGAGUAUUUUGCCAUAGACAGUCAGGGUUUUGUCACCAAUAAUGAGAGAGCUUUAGAGGAACUGUUUGGGGACGAGGAGAAUCAUCAUAAAGCUGUUGCAUGUUUAAAUGUGAUGGCUAUGCGGAUUGCCACGGUUUUUGCUUCAUUAAGAGAAUUUCCUACAGUUCGCUUUCGUGCUGCCAAGACCAUCGAUGCAACAACGAUGACUACUUUUCGUGAUCUUAUUCCAACAAAGCUUGCUGCUGGUGUCUGGGACUGUAUCACAAAAUAUAAAAAAACUAUACCUAAUUUUCCUCAGACUGAGACCUGUGAAUUGCUCAUCAUCGAUAGAACUAUCGAUCAGAUUGCUCCUGUGAUACAUGAAUGGACAUAUGAUGCUAUGUGCCAUGAUUUGCUAAAUAUGGAUGGAAAUAAAUAUGUCCAUGAGGUUCCUGGAAAAGAUGGUGGUUUACCUGAGAAGAAAGAGGUUCUUUUGGAAGAUCACGAUCCUAUAUGGCUGGAGCUUCGCCAUGCUCAUAUUGCAGAUGCUAGUGAACGGUUGCACGAAAAGAUGACCAACUUCAUUUCAAAGAACAAAGCUGCACAAAUCCAACAUGGUUCAAGAGGAAGUGGUGAAAUGUCCACAAGGGACAUACAGAAGAUGGUGCAAGCACUUCCACAAUACAGUGAACAAAUUGACAAGCUUUCCCUCCAUGUAGAGAUUGCUGGAAAAAUUAACAGAAUCAUUAGGGAGUCGAGGCUUCGGGAUAUUGGGCAACUGGAGCAAAAUCUAGUUUUUGGAGAUGCAGGGAUGAAAGAUGUGAUCAAAUUUUUGACCACAAAUGAAGAUGCUAGCCGUGAAAAUAAGUUACGCUUGUUAAUGAUACUCGCAGCCAUUUAUCCUGAGAAAUUUGAGGGAGAAACUGGUCUAAAUUUGGUGAAGGUAGCAAGGUUGACAAAUGAAGAUAUGAUUGCGAUAAAUAAUUUGAGAAUGCUUGUGGGACAGCCAGAAGCCAAAAAGACUUCAACUGGUGCAUUUGCUCUUAAGUUUGAUAUAAAGAAAAAGCGUGCAGCAAGGAAAGAUCGUUCUGGUGAAGAAGAGACAUGGCAGCUGUCACGUUUUUAUCCCAUAUUAGAGGAACUCAUUGAAAAGAUCAACAAAAAUGAAUUGUCCAAGGAGGAUUAUCCAUGUUUAAAUGACCCAAAUCCAACUGUCCACGGUGUUCCUUAUGCUCAAUUACAUCAAAAUCCUCCUGCUCAUUCCAUGAGGUCAAGGCGCACACCAACUUGGGCUCGACCUCGAGGCUCUGAUGAUGGAUAUUCAAGUGAUUCGGUUCUCAAACACUCAUCCAGUGAUUUCAAGAAGAUGGGACAGCGGAUAUUUAUAUUCAUUGUUGGUGGAGCAACCAGAUCUGAGCUUCGGGCUUGCCACAAGCUUACCAGUAAGCUGAGGAGGGAAGUUAUUCUAGGGUCGACAAGUCUCGAUGAUCCUGCAACAUUUAUUACGAAAUUAAAGUUGCUAACGGCAUUGGAUGAUCUCCAGAUAUGAUUCUAUGGGCUUGGAAAGUGAAAGAUGAGAUUAUAUUUGUCAAAUAUUGUUGUAUUCGUAGAGUUUAAUCAUGUCAAUAUAGCAAAUUCUUUGAACAUUUGAGCUGUGCUUCAGCCAAGCUGCUGAGUGACAGAUUGUGCAUAUGCUAGGAAUUCUUCAUUGGUUAACGGUUAGAGACGCAUUUUACUUUUUUCCCCGCUUCCUUAAUAUAAAUAUUUCUGGCAAGAGACUCAUCCAAAUUGGAAUUAAUGAAGUUGGAAGGAAACUUGUGUAGAGGAGAGAUGCGGAAAAUUGUAAUGCUAAACAAUAACACCAUGUUUUCCAUGGAAAUGUUGUUUGAGAAGAAUUGGUCGUAUCAAAUGUAAGGCACCAUAUUAUUCUUUUAAAGUGAAAGGAUUGAAUUUAUAAUUUCUAUUA
Arachis stenosperma is the source of this 2670-nucleotide messenger RNA. Its product is annotated as SNARE-interacting protein KEULE-like. Gene Ontology annotation, molecular function: syntaxin binding. The transcript is spliced from 22 exons. Gene Ontology annotation, biological process: intracellular protein transport; vesicle-mediated transport. The coding region runs from base 277 to 2253 and encodes 658 amino acids. The record is from RefSeq and is a predicted model, not a curated record. Lineage: Eukaryota; Viridiplantae; Streptophyta; Magnoliopsida; Fabales; Fabaceae. Gene Ontology annotation, cellular component: plasma membrane; secretory granule.